This is a messenger RNA of Neocloeon triangulifer, 1264 nucleotides long. Its product is annotated as elongation factor 1-delta-like. Gene Ontology annotation, molecular function: translation elongation factor activity; guanyl-nucleotide exchange factor activity. Gene Ontology annotation, cellular component: eukaryotic translation elongation factor 1 complex; cytosol. The transcript has 9 exons. Gene Ontology annotation, biological process: translational elongation. The coding region runs from base 197 to 1168 and encodes 323 amino acids. The record is from RefSeq and is a predicted model, not a curated record. NCBI's taxonomy places the organism in Eukaryota, Metazoa, Arthropoda, Insecta, Ephemeroptera, Baetidae.
UAUUUGUCGGCUGUUUUUGACCCUUUUCGUGAGGAAGCCGGAAUCGUUGGUUGAUAUUCUUCGAUCUGCUCACUAUUUCGGCUCAAUUUCGGCAGCGUUGUUCAAGUUAAAGCUAAUUUGAUCAACUUAGAAGCUACUCAAGGCCUGCUACUGUCACAUUUUUCGACUUUUUCCGAUUUAAGACAAACUCUGAAAAAUGACUUCUCCACUCAUUUACGAAAGGAACUGGGCCGACAAAACCAAAUACGAAGACGCCGAAAGGCAGCACUGGGAGCAAGUCUCAAAGGAAGCAGCUGCUGGUGGCAAAUCGAGCGCCCCUCAGCCCCAGCAACAACAGGCUGCGGCUCCGGCACCCGAGCCAGAGAAAAAGCAGCCGGUUGCCAACAUGAAAGAAAGGAAGAACGAGGCCAAUAAAAAAGGCAAAAAGCAAAACUCAGAGUCCGAUAAGGGUCUCUUGCCUCCUGCUAUUAAUCAACAAGAUGAAAAAAUUAGCCUCGCCAGUGAAGUAGCCAAGGCUCGCCAACACAUUAAGUCCUCUCUUGAAUGUGUGGACCGUCUCUCUACCCUGGCUACCAACCAAGGUGGCACAGACCUCGUUCACAGAAUUGUUUCCCUGGAGAAGGAAAAUGACGGCCUCAAGAAGUUGGUCGAGAAGAUGCAGAAGGCUCAGGACUCACUUGAAAGCAGACUGGCUCAGCUUGAAAAGCAAGCUUCCAACCUCGGAGGCUCCACUCCUGCACCCAAAGCAGCUCCCGCCCCUGCCAAGGCCCCCGCCCCUGCAGAUGAUGAUGACGUCGAUCUGUUCGGCUCCUCUGAUGAGGAGGACGAAGAGGCACAGAAGGUCAGGGAGCAGAGACUUCAGGAAUAUGCUGCCAAGAAGUCCAAGAAACCUGCCUUAAUUGCAAAAUCAAACUUGAUCCUUGACGUGAAGCCCUGGGACGACGAAACUGACAUGAAGGAACUCGAAGCAGCUGUCAGGAGCAUUGUCAUGGACGGACUCCUGUGGGGAGCCUCCAAGAUGGUACCUCUGGCAUACGGAAUUCACAAGCUGCAGAUUUCAGCCGUCAUCGAAGAUGAGAAGGUCUCUGUCGACCUCUUGACUGAAUCCAUCGAAGGAAAGGAGGACUUUGUGCAAAGUGUGGAUAUCGCAGCCUUCAACAAAAUUUAAAAGUCUCACAAUAAUUGCCAUUAGAGGACAUAAAUGUUUUGCUUCAAUCGAUUCUUAUGCUGAUGUCAUCCAAAAAUAAAUGUUCCGUGAGUUAAA